Neurospora tetraspora is the source of this 868-nucleotide messenger RNA. RefSeq lists its product as uncharacterized. The transcript has 6 exons. Bases 42 to 722 code for a protein of 226 amino acids. The record is from RefSeq and is a predicted model, not a curated record. Lineage: Eukaryota; Fungi; Ascomycota; Sordariomycetes; Sordariales; Sordariaceae.
CUCAGCAACAACUGCAGUCGUCUCGUACUUUUGUCUACAAAAUGAACGCCAACAACAACCACAACCACAACAACCGCAACCGCAACCGCAACCGCAGGCGCAAUCGUCGUCGCGUGGAGAACCCCGCGGGCGAUGAGAACCGCGCUCUUGCCCCUGCUGCCGGUCGUCGCGUGGAGAACCCCGCGGGCGUUGAGAACCGCGCUCCUGCUCCUGCUGACAUCCGCCACCUUGAGGGCUGGGGUUAUGUCGACUUCGAGAACCGCGCGCUUGCCGAAGCUCGUCCGGCCCCGCAAGCCCCUUAUGUUCACCGUAUCGAUCACUACAUCAGCGUCGAAGGUGAAGCCGACACCAUCCGCCCGCUCAUCACCCUGGCCGUCCGGCAGAUGGGCCCCUCCUGCUUGUUCUGGGUCAGCGCAGGCCCGAUGCAGGCGGCCAACGGCCAAACGUGGGACUCCGACCAUCACGUCACGGCCCACGGUGACCAGGCUCUGGCCAGGAUGACCGUCGCCCUGGCCGUCCAUAAAUGGGGCGAGCGUGCCCAAAUCUCGCUCACGGCCCGCCCUCCUCCGGCGUACGUCCCGCCCCCGCCUGCCCCGCAGCCUCAACAGCAGAUGGCGUACCCGGCUCCCCCCGUGGCUCCUGGCGCGGCUCCUCAAGGGGAGUAUUACCCGCCUCCUCACCACUACCCGGCACCUCCUGUGCCUGCGCCUUACCAACCGUAAGCGGCGGGCCAGGCUGCUUUCCCUGGGUGCGCUCCCGGAUGGACAGCCCCUUUGCAACGCUUGGGGCUUGUUUUUGAAGCUCCAUGGUGUCGUGAGACCACUUGGUUUGAAGAGAACAAGUCACAAGCGUUGUAGAGGGACGGACA